GGACUCGCGAGAGAGGUCUACGCCCGUGCACGAGCUAUGUACGUGAUUUACCUUGCGCCUCUCUUCCCUCCCCGUGGAUAUCGCCCGUGGGCCCGUGAGCUUGGCGUGAUCGGGUAGCGUUUCGAAAGUCGGCACCGCCGUCUUUACUCCGAUGCAUCGUCCAUCGUCCUCGCGCGCGCGCGCGAAUUCCAUCCGUCCGGACGAAAAAGAACGACCGUCGGUCCUUAAUUCGGCGAUAAAACUUCGGUUUCAAUUGCGAUUGGGAGACCCGGACGUGCACCCACCGCGCGAGCACUCUCCCGACUGCACGGGGUCCGCAUCUCAGAACGCACGGACCAACGAACAUCGAUAUAUAUCGAUUGGCCUACUGGAUCGCGGAUUCGUUCACGCCGCUUGUUGUGAUUUUUGCGCACUUCGUAUAAUGAGACACGCGCGCGUUUUUGUAGCUCAGAAAGAACGGGAGAAUGACGAGAGGAAAGUAGAGAACGACGAGUCGCGGCUUUGUCGUUGCGUGAAGUUGGCCGCGUUGCUAUGCACUGUUGCUACGCUAAACAACAACCCGUGCGAAGACAUUUCACGCGUUUCGCCGCCAUUUGCGAUGUUUGCUCGUUUGUUUCCUCGUUCUCGAACGGACUCUUCGGUGCUGAAAGCUCAAUAAUUGCCUGGUGAUAGCAGCAAAAGAGCGGACGCGAUCCCAGAUUUUCCAGAUUCGAGAUUUCCUAAUAUUUUUGUCUUGGCGUGUGUUGUUCUUCUGGCGCGUAAAUAUGACUUGGGUUUGUUUUUAUUUUACAGAGAUAAGGUUUUUGUUGUGAGCCCAAGUAUUAAAUAUUAUAGUAUUGA
Pseudomyrmex gracilis is the source of this 840-nucleotide messenger RNA. RefSeq lists its product as uncharacterized. NCBI's taxonomy places the organism in Eukaryota, Metazoa, Arthropoda, Insecta, Hymenoptera, Formicidae. The coding region runs from base 152 to 658 and encodes 168 amino acids. The transcript has 3 exons. The record is from RefSeq and is a predicted model, not a curated record.